Molecule: messenger RNA, 1506 nt
Organism: Pongo pygmaeus (Bornean orangutan)
Lineage: Eukaryota; Metazoa; Chordata; Mammalia; Primates; Hominidae
Gene: SCGB3A1
Product: secretoglobin family 3A member 1
Exons: 3
Coding region: 719-1381 (220 amino acids)
Biological process (GO): positive regulation of myoblast fusion
Source: RefSeq, a predicted model, not a curated record
ACUUCACAAAAGAAAAGAGAGACUUUGCAGCAACCAAUGCUGAGAUCAGCCAUGAACCAAAAACUGACAGACGAGUGAGGACAUUUAGAGAAACUCUGGAACAAACCAGCCCCAUCCACUGGCUUCGAGGCUAGUUUCGAAGACAGAAAAACGCCCCAGUUCUUUCUCUUUGCACUAUGGCUGCCUGUGGCCCGGCCAGGGAGGUGGCCAGGAGUGAGGCCUGAUCGUCUCUGGCGCCUCCACCUCGGCUUCCCCAGGCGAUGUCAUUGCCUGACAUCGCCACAGUCUGGGAUCAGAGGCAGAGACCAUGGACCUGCGCCGUCCCCGCCCCUGCUCUGGCGCGAGGGAACCUCCCCCUCACCUGGGCCCAGCCCUGCAGUGAGGCCCAUGGGGUCAGACCGCAAAGCGAAGGUGCGGGCCGGGGUGGGCCUCGCGGAGACAAAGGCCAGGCCUGCCUGCUCUCAGAAGACCCAGCUCUGGGCCCCAGCCCCUGCCAAGAGGAAGUCCUCGAGGCCCGGGCAGGGAAGGGGGCACGGGCUUCCCAGGGCCCGCCGGCCGCAGCAGGAAGUUGGCCAGGGCACGGCCAUGAGCGGAGCGGGUAGGGCUUUCUCAGGAGCAUGGGCGAGGCCGGCCCCGGAGGGGCGAGGACGGGGUAUAUGAAGCCUCGUGGCCUUGCCCGGCAGCCGCAGGUCCCCAGCGCGCCCCGAGCCCCUGCGCCAUGAAGCUCGCCGCCGCCCUCCUGGGGCUCUGCGUGGCCCUGUCCUGCAGCUCCGCUGCUGCUUUCUUAGUGGGCUCGGCCAAGCAUGGGACCCAGCCUGUCGCUGCGCUGGAGUCGGCGGCGGAGGCCGGGGCCGGGACCCUGGCAAACCCCCUCGGCACCCUCAACCGGCUGAAGCUCCUGCUGAGCAGCCUGGGCAUCCCCGUGAACCACCUCAUAGAGGGCUCCCAGAAGUGUGUGGCUGAGCUGGGUCCCGAGGCCAUGGAGGCCGUGAAGGCCCUGAGGGCCCUGCUGGUAAAGUGGGCACCCCGGGUGCCCUUCCUGCGCUGGCGUCCCUUCCCGGCCAGCCUCAAAAUUGCACCAGAGGUGUCCCGGCCCUACGUCAGGGCUGUUUCCUGUCCUGCCCCUCCAAGCCCUGUCCCUGGGAGAAGCCUGGGUCUCCCGGUGGGAACUGGGUGGGGCGCAUCCGAGCUGCAGGGCCGGGGAAGGCGGAGGUGGCCCCGCGCGGGUGCGCGUCCCCCGGAGACGCCAGCGGAACCGCUCCGCUCCCACUCCCGACAGAGCCGGCCGCUGCCGCGCCCUCGCCUGAGUUCUUGGUGGCAGGGUUGGGGGCACUCAAGCUCGGCUUCUGCUUUCCAGGGGGCCCUGACAAUGUUUGGCUGAGCCGAGACUGGAGCAGCCACACCUGAGGACAAGACGCUGCCCACCCGCGAGGGCUGAAAACCCCGCCGCGAGGUGGACCGUCCAUCCCCUUCCCCCGGCCCCUCUCAAUAAACGUGGUUAAGAGC